AGACGCAGAUACCACGAACCAAGCAUUAACUGCUAUUCCGGGUGUUAGUGAAAUGGAAGUGAAGGAUGCCAAUGCUGCUAUGCUCAGUAACUAUGAGGUGUUCAAGCUCCUGACCGAUCUGAAAGAACAGAGAAAGGACACUGGGAAGAACAAACACAGCACUGGACAACAGAAUCUCAACACCAUAAUGUAUGAGACGUUAAAGUACCUUUCGAAUACACCGUGCAGCAGACAGAACCCAGAGAUUGUCAAGAACUUCCUCACCAAAAUGUUGCCUCACAAACUCACCAAGGCUGAGAAGCUCCAGCUGCUGAACCACAGACCAGAAACUGCAGUUGAGAUCCAGCUGAUGGUAGAGGAGAGUGAAGAGCGAUUGUCUGAGGAGCAGAUUGAGGAGCUCAUUCAGAAGGUCACAGACAUUCUCCCUGGUGACCCAGAACAAGAAGCCUCUGCACCUGGUAAUGACGUAGAGAUCACUGAAGAAAAGGGUACUGACCAAUAGUCACAAGCCCUGAUUGAGUUUCAGUUGAUGACUGAGAAAAAGAUGCUGUGAUGUUGCUGAUGCAUUGUUUCUUAACUAAUAUAUUCUGGAAUCCACUCUUAAAUAAGUUAUUUUCCAGUCCAGUGUUCUUAUGUACAGAGAAUGGAACAUAAUCAAACAGAAACCUAGACUUAAACUGAAAGAACAGUAACCUGUCCUCCUUUAAAGUGUACAGUUUGUAUUAGAUGCCAUCCAAUACCGUGUUGUAAAAGACUGAAAAACCUGUUUUGUAUUGUAUUUAACCUACAAGAAAAUCUAUAAAAUGUAUAUUAUUUUCAAUUCAUUAGCCUAAUAAAAACAAAAGCAUUUCUAAU
Molecule: messenger RNA, 855 nt
Organism: Esox lucius (northern pike)
Lineage: Eukaryota; Metazoa; Chordata; Actinopteri; Esociformes; Esocidae
Gene: crcp
Product: calcitonin gene-related peptide-receptor component protein
Biological process (GO): transcription initiation at RNA polymerase III promoter
Cellular component (GO): RNA polymerase III complex
Molecular function (GO): nucleotide binding
Source: RefSeq, marked provisional